AUGGCAGACAACGACCUCCAAAAAGAAUCUCAGAGUAAUCAUUCAGCCGACAAGCAUUCGUACCAUACCGAUCUGUUGGGCAACACGGCCAUGUUUAAGCAGAAUUUGGUCCCUAGACUGGCGCAUGAUACAGAGUCACAGUCUCCUGAUCUCUCAGCCAAUCAGAAGCCCGAGCAUCUCCCCAAUGUACCUGGCCAGCACGACACCUAUGCUGCACCUGAUGAGAUGAUGGGCAGAGACAAGCUGAGCAGACUUGUGCAUUCAACAGACCAGGCUGAGGGAAACCUUCGCGAGCCUAGUGCUCCGGGAAUCAAUAGCUACUCCGAGGAAACACCUCCGGCUCAAUCUGACCUUGAUCAGCCUCAGCAAAAGGACAUGAUGAAUUCUUCUACGCCUGGCCACGUCGGACCCGACGUCACGCAGACUGUGCGAACUCCCUCACGCGAUUCAUUCCAGAAGACCCGCCAGGACCAGAAGUCGUCCGAAGCGCACGUAGCACGCAAGAGACAAAUUGAGGAGUUGGACAGUAUCAUCUCGUCAAGUCGCAAGAAGUUCAAGGACGCCAAGGACAGCGCCAUGCAACGCCUUGAGGACGAGUUGAAUUUGGUCACGGGGUCAUGUAAAGACGAUGAGUGCUACAAUCGAAUGCUUCAGUCGGACCAGCCAGCUCAGCAGCAAUUGGCCAACGAUUUCAGAGAUUCAUUUAUAAUGCUCGAUGACGUUAAAGCUGGACUCAUGGUGAUGCGUGAAGCCCGGGGGGGCCACGGCCAGCCACUCACGUGGCUAGUUCGUGCCCCACCCAGCUUGCAGUCAAGCCACACAUAA
Molecule: messenger RNA, 825 nt
Organism: Pestalotiopsis fici W106-1
Lineage: Eukaryota; Fungi; Ascomycota; Sordariomycetes; Amphisphaeriales; Sporocadaceae
Exons: 1
Coding region: 1-825 (274 amino acids)
Source: RefSeq, a predicted model, not a curated record